AUCGUAGCGCGCGCUGUGGUGUGUGUCGGUCGGUCGGUUGGUCGGUCGGUCCCUCGCCGCCAUGCUAGUGGUUAGUUUAGUGAAUCAAACAUCAUGAUGUGGCAAAACGUUUGCAGCACGAGCUAAGAUUAAAAUAAUAAAACGCCGCGUACCGGCGAGCGGUCGUAAUGCUGCAUAUAAUAUAACGUUCGAUAACCGUAAAAUAUACCCGUGUACAGUACAAAACGGCAACGAUUAAACCCCGCGCGACAUUUAAUCUCGAUUGUAAAUUUAUAUAUAUGUAUAUAAUAUAUACAUGUAUGUAUAUAUGUAUGUAUGCAUACGGUAUACAUGCAUGAAAAGAGCGUCCGAAAAAACUACUUCGUUACGUAUAAUAUAUACAUUAAACGUAUACGAGAUUUUUAAUAAUUGUAAUACAACAAUAAUUUCACGUAGUCACAAUAAGCCACUGAUAUAUAUAUAUAUACUAUACGGGUUCUCCUCGCACACAACACAUACACACGAUGCUGGAUCCGAGCGUACUAACAGAUCUAGAGGAGCUGACGCUGUGUAGUUAUUGCAAGCAGAAAUUUAACGACACGGAACAAUGCCCAAAGUACCUGAGCUGCAAGCAUCACUUCUGCUUGCGAUGUAUAGAAAACAAUCUGGUUAAGGGACGACAACUCGUUUGUGCCCAUUGUUGGAAGUCAACUGAACUUGGACAUCAAGGACCCGAUGCUCUACCCACACAUUCCUCUCUACUCGCCCUUGCCAAUAACUUUUCGCACCUCAAAAUCAACUCUAACAACAUCACAGCUAACAAACCCACCGAUAAGGAAAGAAAGAGUGAAAACUGCCACACACAUGGUAUGCCAUUAGCAUUAUGGUGUGCAACUUGCUGUUUGGCGCUCUGUCGAGCCUGCGCCACACCGCAGGAACAUCCUGGUCACCAAAUUAAAUCACACACAGAUGCCAAAGAUCAACUUAUAACUGACGUUCAACAUGAAUUGGUAGCGAUUCGAAAACUAUCAACGGAGAUUCAGAGACUGGUUAUGCAGCAGAGAGAGUUCUUAAUAAAAGUGUUAGAGGCUUGCGUGACGCUGAAGACACGAGUAGAGACAGACUUGCAAAAUGGGUGGAGCUACUAUCCGGAAAUAACGGAGGCGCGAGAAACGCUGGGGGAGGCGAAAGCGAGUCUGCAGAUGAUUGAAAAUCCCGGUGACAUUUAUAACUUGCACACCCAACUAAUAUUAAAGAAACAAAGGUUGCAAGCCAAGUAUCAAGAGGCGACGGUGCAAUGUCAACUUGACGAUCUAAUCGGCAAUUCAGGUGUAGUAUUUGACUUUACCCUGUUGAAACAAGCCUUGGCUAGCAUAAACAUGGGUGAACCUGUCGUACCGCAACCUCCGGGUGGAAGCGGUAGACUACACGGUCACCUAGCAGCUUCCCAAAACCCAAUAUUGUUCCUGGCAAAUUACUGUAUGUCUCAACUGUACUCAAGGCACAUGGCCAACAAGCAGCACGUGCAAAAUGGGUCCAUUGAAUAUCAUCCUAACAUGAUACCAGCACAACCUCCUCCUCCGUUGCACGUACAUCAAGGCCCUCCACCUCCGCCGCAACUACUAGUACCUACUGGAUCGCCAUCCGUGAAACAACCACCACCGGCACCGCCGAAUGCGAUACUCCAUCCCCAACAACAGCCCACGUUUAUUACCGAGGUUGGCGCCAACAGCGGCGCUCUGGUCGCAGUUCAUUCACCAACUCAACCACCGCCGGGCACCAUACCAACGACAUUGAGAGGCCCUCCUAAUCCAUAUCCCCUUUACUAUUUUAAUAUUGAUGUCAACGGAGCUCCACAAGGUAGAAUUGUGAUAGAAGUUAGGCCGGAUGCAGCGCCAAAGAUGGCAAAGAAUUUCAGCGUACUCGCAACAGGGGAGAUAGGGGUCGGAUACAAGGGCUGUACGAUAUUUCAAUGCUGGGAAGGAGAGUCGGUAAUAACCGGAGAUUUUGAAUUAAACAAUGGACGCGGAGGUAGAAGUAUAUUCGAAGAUGGAUUUUUCAUGCCCGACGAUACAAAGUUUCCAGCAGUAAGAGGCGCCGUAGGUAUGAGAAGAACGCAAAAACGUCACGACAACUUGGGGAUGGUUGGUUCCCAAUUUCGCAUAAUAUUGCAGGAAAUGAGGGGGUUCACUGGAAUAUUUGGCCAUGUGGUAGAAGGCUUGGAUUUAGUGGAAAAAAUUUCGACCUACGGUGAUCAGACUGGUAAACCAACGAAAACCAUUCUGAUUACUAAAUCUGGUAAACUGUAAUGAUUGUGUUGAUGCGCCGAUAUCAAAGUCUAUAUUUUCGUGAUAGAGAGAGAAAUUAGGGAAACGGCUAGAAAAUUAUAUAGGUACGAUCGUAAACGUUGCAUCGCUAUAAAUGAUGUUUUGUCGUAUGCGCCUCUGGUGCUCUGUACAUUAAGUCACAACUUAAUUACUAUAUAUAACAAUAGAAUCUAAAGAAGUUGAAUCUAUUUUUUGAACGUACUCGCAUUCAAAUAAAAAUCCAUAUUUUGCUAUUGAUUGGGAUUUAACAAGGUUCUAUGAUCUACGAAGGAUCGAUACAUAUGUACCUCAAAAAUUGAUCGUAAUAUCAAUACGAGUAGCUAGCUAUACGAAUAUGGGAUUUUUUUUUUUUUUAAAAGAGGUUUGUCAUUUAUUUUGGCUAUAUCGAAAUAUUUUAUCUAGAUUUGAAUCUGUCAGCGAACGUCAGUAGACGACAGAAGUAUGGAACUCCUUGCGUCUUGCAAUUAAGAGUUAGUCUAUAAAUGGAAUCUAUGUUAUAAGCGGACAAUGAUAUAUUUUUAGAUGAGGACUAAUUUUUGGCCGAGAUCCGACAAGUUCAUUAUUCGAACGUACAUGAAUUGUACAGUUUGUGUGAAAAUAAUCCCAAACGGUUAGAAAAGGGACCUACGUAUCUUGAUUAAGUGACUGCUGUAUAUCGCGGUGAGAAUGAACAUGAUACACACACACGUAUUGUGUACACAUGAUAUACUCUUUUCAGAUAGGGUUUAUUUCCAUUAUUAGUUUUUAAGUCUCAAAUGUAGUGUAUCCCGCCUCUCGUUCCGUGUUACAAGUAGUGAAGCGUCAUUGUAAUCGAAAUUGUAUUGAAAAAAUUAGAUCUCAAUAUACAAUAUACAAGAAGGCCUAACUAUAAUAUAGUAUAUAGAAAAAUAUUAAACGUCUCUCGUAAUAUCUGGUCGAAAACGAAUGAACAUAAGCGAAUAUAUUAAACGAAUCAUUCCUUGAUACUGUAUAUCAAAGUACUACGAAUAUGUAAUAUGUUACUAUAGUCGUGUAAAACCCGUCGUUAUGUAUUAUAUUAUUAUUAUUAUUAUUAUUAUUAUUAUAAAUAUUAUAGUAUCUGCUCGUCCUCGUUGUCGUCGCAAAAUGCCUUUUUCGGAAACCUCAAUUGAUGUUGAACUUGAAAGUUUUAACUCUUGUUAAUUAGCUAAUAACGACUAUAAACACGUAUACCGCAUUACGAUAAAUUAGAAAUACCGUUACGAUUAUCGAUUAAUAGGUGGCCACUCCGAGUUCCGUUCUCUUUUCAAUUUUGUGUU
Diprion similis is the source of this 3583-nucleotide messenger RNA. RefSeq lists its product as uncharacterized. Bases 504 to 2288 code for a protein of 594 amino acids. The record is from RefSeq and is a predicted model, not a curated record. Gene Ontology annotation, biological process: protein peptidyl-prolyl isomerization. Lineage: Eukaryota; Metazoa; Arthropoda; Insecta; Hymenoptera; Diprionidae. Gene Ontology annotation, molecular function: peptidyl-prolyl cis-trans isomerase activity; zinc ion binding. The transcript has 4 exons.